GGAUCCGCGCGCCCCACGGCAGUCUGAUUGGUGGAGUCGCUCAGGUUCUGGGUGGGGGGCUCAGCGCUCGGCUCCUUCGGUUCAGCACCGGUUUGGUUACAGCGGGGCUGGGGCAGCACUGCAACCAGGCCUUCGGACUCGUCUGUAGCUGGGCGCUCCAGUCCGGGGGCUGGGGCAGCUCCCGUCGCUCCCGGUGCCGCCGUACCCCUCUCCACGACCUGAGUCGGGCAUGUUUUCCAGGGCCCAGGUGAAGCGGGUCCUGCAGCGGGUGCCCGGGAAGCAGCGAUUCGGCGUCUACAGGUUCCUGCCCUUUUUUUUUGUCCUGGGAGGAACGAUGGAGUGGAUCAUGAUUAAACUGCGUGUGGGCCAGGAGACCUUCUAUGAUGUCUACCGUAGAAAAGCCUCAGAACGACAGUAUCAGAGAAGGCUGGAAAAUGCAUCAGAGACUGAACUUCAGCCGUCAAUAAAGUGAAUAUGAAAUUUCACUACUGGUUUCAACUCCUUUGAAAAUGUACUUUUCAGAUCUCUUGUUCUUAUUCAGAACUGCGUUUACAAAGAAAUUUUUAUAGUUUUCCUGUCUGCUUCAAUACUUCCCAAGUGACUGUUGGACAGCACUUAUGGAAAAACUAUUUCCUCCUGAAACACCUGCCCACUGAAUCUAUUCUAUGAAAUAUUUCUUAAACAAUUCAAGGAUCAAGC
This is a messenger RNA of Odobenus rosmarus divergens (Pacific walrus), 699 nucleotides long. RefSeq names its product small integral membrane protein 4 (gene SMIM4). The record is from RefSeq and is a predicted model, not a curated record. Bases 230 to 472 code for a protein of 80 amino acids. The transcript has 2 exons. Lineage: Eukaryota; Metazoa; Chordata; Mammalia; Carnivora; Odobenidae.